GGUCUAACAGCGAGCACGCCUCCUGUCCUGGCAAAUAUAAGAAGCUGCUCCGCUCCGACUUACGGAGACUGAACCCAUUUCUCCUCAGCUUUUGGAAGAAGUGAAUAUGACCACUCAGUGCAGCCAACCGUACUUUCUGUGUAGGCCUACACGUUUCCACAUAUAGAAGCAUCAUGGAUUUAAACUUCACGCUCUCAGGGCGCGACUUGGCCGGCUUGGGUGCGAGACUUUUGGGGAAUAACUCACUGGUUCCGUUUGAAAACAACACCACCGAUUCCAAAACGGAGGAGGAAGACUUGGAAGUCAACACGGACGUUUACUCUAGGGUGAUAGUCACUGUCAUCUACGCUGCGCUGUUCGCCGUGGGCACUCUGGGGAACUCCAUCACCCUGUACACCCUGCUGACCAAGAAGACCCUGCAGAACCUCCAGAGCACGGUGCAUUACCACCUGGCCAGCCUCGCCGUCUCCGACCUGCUCAUCCUCGUCCUCUCCAUGCCCAUCGAGCUCUACAACUUCAUCUGGUUCCACCACCCGUGGGUGUUCGGGGACGCCGUGUGCAGGGGUUACUACUUCCUCCGGGAUAGCUGCUCGUACGCCACGGCGCUCAACAUCGCCAGCCUGAGCGUGGAGCGCUACAUGGCCAUCUGCCACCCGUUCAAAGCCAAGAGCAUCAUGUCCCGCAGCCGCACCAAGAAGCUCAUCAGCGCCAUGUGGCUCGCGUCCUUUGCGCUCGCCACGCCGAUGAUCUUCAUCAUGGGCCAGGUGAUGCGUCAAGGCGAGAAGAUAUGCACCGCGAUCGUCUCACCUGUCACCAUCAAGACCGUGCUGCAGGUAAACGCCUUUCUGUCCUUCGUGAUACCCAUGGUGGCCAUAUCGGCACUCAACGGGGUAAUAGCCAAUCAGCUGCUGCGAAUGUUCCGCGAGGCAGAGCAAGAAAACCGUGUCUGCAUCAUUGGGGGAAAUCCCACCAUGCUGAACGCCACCACGGAGCCCAACCGCGCUCGCUCGCUCCGCCACGGAGUUCUUGUUCUCCGAGCGGUGGUCAUAGCCUUCGUGGUCUGCUGGCUGCCCUAUCACGCUCGCCGCCUCAUGUUUUGCUACGUCUCUGACUGGUCCGAUGACUUGUAUGACUUCUACCACUAUUUCUACAUGCUGACCAACGUCCUGUUUUACGUCAGUUCGGCCAUCAAUCCAAUCCUGUACAACCUGGUGUCAGCCACCUACCGCCAGAUCUUCUUCUCCACGCUGCGCUACUUCUACAUGCCCUGCCGUCACACACCCAGGAGGCGCCCCCACCCUCUAACCCGCCGCUCCAUCAGCGUCUCCAGCAACCACACCCUCUCCACAAACAUCAUCAAAGAGACAGCGUACUGAUUGGGGCUGCAAAGGAAUACACUUUCUCAAACCCACCUCCUGCCACAGUGUGAUUACUGGUCCAACUUACUUUAUCAAUGACAUUCUGGAACUGGUUUAGAGAGAUAACUGGGGUUGUUAUCGUGUGGGGACAGAUGCACAUUGUAUUAUGCGUUAUUGUGUGUUGUGUCAUUAUUUAUUGGCACAGGCUGAUCCACAACUGGGAUCACCAUCAUUGUCGUGUUUGUCUUUGAGAUCACUGUGAUUUCAUUUCAGAUGCACAUAUUUUUUAUUAUGUAUUAUCAUUAAUUGAAGUUUGUUAUAACAAAAAAAACAGAGUGAAAGAGCAACUUUUAGAAUGGAAAUGUGAUAUGUAAAUAUUUUAUACUGUGUAUUUCUAUGCAUGCUUUUAUUGGACCAAUCAUUCACCAUUGGUGCUGUACAGUGUACAGUGUACUCUGCUGUUUCAGUGUUUUUAAGAUUCAACUUAUAAACCUCUUGAAAGUACUUUCUCUAUGACCAUGGCCUUUGGCAAUACAUUUCCCACUUGCAAAGGUUCUGAUGUAACCCUCACAUAUGGGGCAAAGAGUUCUUAUUUCUCUUUCUUGAAUCCAAGUUGCAUUGACAGCUGUAUGGGAAGAAUCUCUUGCAUCAUUACCACGCUUACUUCUCUUGCCUCAUUGGCUUUAUCCCAAACAGCUUUGAAACAAACAUUUAGUUGAGGUUGGUGGUCCUAAGACUCUGGUCCAUGGAAUUUGUAAAUAGUGCAGACAAAGAUUUAAUUAGAUGAUUAGUUCUGGUAAUAGCUUACUGCAUUUAUUUAAAAAUGUGAAGUAAGUGUAUUGACAAAGAAAUGUCUGUGAUUGAUUUUUUUGAAGUAUUAGUAACCAUGUGGAGCAAAUAACACAUGUUGGAAAGUAAUUAAUGAAUAGAAAACAGCAUGCAUUCCUGAAAAAAGGAGCCCUUCAACAGACAGAGAGCACCCACUCCAACACGAGCUGCUGGCAGGGAGAGAUUUCCAACAUUUCCUUUAGGAGCAACAAUAAGCUGUUAAACAAUCUGGACUCUCCUAUUGGUUAUUAGAUGAUUUGAUUGCAUCUACUGUGCACAGUCUCCUUCCAGAACAAGAUUUUAACUGUAGGGAGUUAUUAUCCCAUAUACAUCAAUAUUGGGCAAUUCCACGCCUCAUAGUGUAUAUCCAUCGGCGUCAAGGUUCGGUGUCUAGUAUUGUGCGCUUUAGCAUGGCGGAAUUGAGGGUGUGGAGGUCUAGGUGCUAAGAGACCUGCAGCUAUCAAUUGUGUGUAAUUUUUAACAGUUACCACCAUCCUGCCCUAACCUACCUUAACCAGGUGAUGGUCAGGUUGCCUAGCCCUUAAACAUAGUUGAUUUACCGUAACCAUGAUCUUUUCCCAACAACACACUAACCUUAACCGAAGGCUAAACAGCAGGAGUAUGCUGGAAACAAAAAGUGGUUAUCUGUGUUUUCAGCAGUGUCACUGAAAAGGUGAAAAGCUAGCUGUCUCAGAGAGGGGAAAGGCCUUGGAAUCAUUUAAAUCGGAAAAACGUACUGUACCUCUGGACGAUUUUUCCAAGUGACAAGCAAAUGUUUAAAGAAAGAUAAGGAGAGCUUGAGAGAGAAGUUAAAUCCUACAUUCUAACCUCUGCACGCCUGGCCUAGAAAGGUCUAAUGUUGACAUUCUUGUCAGGUUUACGUAUACUUACAGAAAAAGCCACGGAGAACAGGUAACAAUUCUUAUCAAACAAUUUCCAAUCAAGGGAAAUUAAAAAUUAAUUCAGGACCAUAAGUGAGAAGCUGUUUUUGUUGGGUCAUCAUAAUCAUAUUAGUUGAAAUCGGCCAUGUUUUCCUCUGUAGAAAAUGAAUAGACUACUAGUGAUUGAUGCUUGUGUUGUGGGUAUUCUGAGGCAUAGGUGUGUACAGUAUUCAGUAGUGUUAGGGUAAUCCUUUCCCCAUGUGUUUUUGUACCCCAUAGUGUACAUGUAAGUUGGAAUUUAUGAGAGCUUUAAAUGUGCUAGCUAGAUAGAUAGAUAGAUAGAUAGAUAGAUAGAUAGAUAGA
Molecule: messenger RNA, 3430 nt
Organism: Etheostoma spectabile (orangethroat darter)
Lineage: Eukaryota; Metazoa; Chordata; Actinopteri; Perciformes; Percidae
Gene: ntsr1
Product: neurotensin receptor 1 (high affinity)
Exons: 4
Coding region: 174-1376 (400 amino acids)
Biological process (GO): neuropeptide signaling pathway
Cellular component (GO): plasma membrane
Molecular function (GO): G protein-coupled neurotensin receptor activity
Source: RefSeq, a predicted model, not a curated record